This is a messenger RNA of Rhincodon typus (whale shark), 9792 nucleotides long. RefSeq names its product U2AF homology motif (UHM) kinase 1 (gene uhmk1). NCBI's taxonomy places the organism in Eukaryota, Metazoa, Chordata, Chondrichthyes, Orectolobiformes, Rhincodontidae. Gene Ontology annotation, molecular function: ribonucleoprotein complex binding; ATP binding; protein serine/threonine kinase activity. The transcript has 8 exons. The record is from RefSeq and is a predicted model, not a curated record. Gene Ontology annotation, cellular component: neuronal ribonucleoprotein granule; nucleus. Bases 210 to 1517 code for a protein of 435 amino acids. Gene Ontology annotation, biological process: positive regulation of translational initiation; peptidyl-serine phosphorylation; regulation of protein export from nucleus.
UGCGGGUGCGCAUGCGUGCGGCCCAGUCCUUGUCCGUCCAGCGGCUGCGGAGCGGGAGCGAGCCUGCGGCCUUGUUUACAGGCCGAGGUGGGGGGGCCGCCUGCCGAAUCGAGCCAAGCCGAGCUGGGCCGGGAGCCAGCUAGCGGCCGUCCCGCAACAUAACACCAUUACCAUCCCCGACCUUUUCCAACAAGCUCCGCUCCAGGCAAAUGGCGACCUACGUCGGAGCGAGGCCUAGGGGCCCGAGGCCCAGGGGCAGGUAUCAUGCGGCGGGCGGCUGGUACUCGGAACAAGACCGGCUCGGCAGCAACCUGCCGCCGCUCGGCGUCUUCCAGGCGAACGGGCGGCUGUGGCGGGCGCAGCGCUGCCUCGGUAAAGGCUCGUCGGCCGCCGUCUACCAGGUGACGUCGGGGGCGGCCCGGGCAGCCGUCAAACAGUUCGUGCACGACACCAAGUCGGACUACGGUUUUUUGACUGAGAGCGGGGUCCUGGAGGAUCUUCAGGGCCAUAGGAAUAUCGUGACUUUAUAUGGGAGAUUUUCGAACUUAUCUUACACAAACCAGCGUUGUAACUGCAUUUUGCUGGAAUUGUUGGAUGUCAGUGUCUCAGAGCUGCUGCUACACUCCAUUAAUCAAGGCCAUUCAAUGUGGAUGAUCCAGCACUGUGCCCGAGAUGUACUCAGUGCACUAGCUUUUAUUCAUCGAGAGGGUUACGUACAUGCAGACCUCAAACCAUGUAAUAUUCUCUGGAGUGCGGAGGAUGAGUGCUUUAAACUCAUUGACUUUGGGCUCAGUUUCCAAGAAGGCAAUCAGGAUGUAAAAUAUAUUCAGACAGAUGGUUAUAGAUCUCCUGAAGCAGAGCUACAUAACAUCCUAGCACAGAUGGGCAUGGAAAGCCAUACAGAAUGUACAACUGCGGUUGAUAUCUGGAGCCUUGGAAUAAUUUUGCUGGAGAUGUUCUCGGGAAUAAAACUGAAAGAGACCAUCAAAUCUCCACAGUGGAAGGCAAACAGUUCUGCCAUCAUCGAUUCCAUUUUUGCAAGUAAAGAUAUGGUAUACUCGGCUAUCCCAGUUUAUCACCUCAGAGAUGUUAUCAAAAGUAUGCUUCAUGAUGAUCCAGCACACAGAACUACAGCAGAACAUGCUUUAUACAACCCUUUCUUCAGCAUUCCCUUUGCACCGCAUAUUGAAGAUUUGGUGAUGCUUCCAACCCCAGUGCUGAGACUGCUCAAUGUCAUUGAUGAUAGCCAUCUUCAGUGUGAAGAAUAUGAAGACGUUGUGGAAGAUGUGAGGGAAGAAUGUCAGAAGUUUGGACCAGUUAUGUCUCUGCUCGUCCCAAAGGAGAAUCCUGGUAAAGGACAGGUUUUUGUUGAAUUCAGAAGUGCGGCUGACUGCAAAGUAGCCCAGCAGAUGCUGACCGGAAGAAUGUUCGAUGGCAAGUUUGUUGUGGCUACAUUCUACCCACUUUGUGCCUACAAGAGGGGAUAUCUGUAUCAUACUGUAGUUGCUGACACCUAAGUUACAACUGGGCUCAUAGCAUUUUGCAAUCACCCAGGUCCCUUUUGAAAUAUUCCUUAAUACAAUAGUGUAAAAGGUUAAAUAUUUUGCUCCGUUUCCUUUUGUGUGUAAGCGAGCAUCAAUUUAAGCAGCUAGUUUUAGAGAAAAGGUUUACAGAGUUAGGGAUUAAUGCACUUAAAUCUGUUGGCAAGUUAUUAACAAAUUCUAUUUUAUUACUAGAAAUUAUAGCAACCUGCAUUUGGUUCGUAAAAUGCUGAAAUAACAUCUUUGCUGGCAGAGCUAUCAAUUACGUUCUUGUUAAUGGGGAGCAUGCUGGUGAAAAUUAAGAUUACUGUAUUUGAACCUAACGAAAUCACAAAUCAUUUUUAUAAAUGUUGGGAAAUAUAAAAGACUAAAUUAGAUUGAAUCUGAUAGUGAGGUCAAAAGGAUCACAUUGCAAGCAUUUAAGUGCACCAGAUGCAGAAAAGAUGUAAUUUCUUAAAGGUUUUAAUGAACGUGUGUACGUAUGCCCAGGUGCAUGCAUGCAAACACAUGCACAGCCGAAAAAUAGCUCUUUACUGUGGACAAGAGGGACGCAGGUUUGAGCACAUCUCUUCAAAUUCCUCAGUAAUGCUUUAUUUGACCUUGGUAUUAAAGCAGCUUGAAUGGUACAUAUGUGGUGCAGUGCAGAUUUAUUUAUAUUCAGGGAGAUAUAAGAAGUUCCUUGUACCAUUUCAGAACUUGAGAUAGUAUUACGUUGAUUUUUUUUUGCUUCAUAUUGCAACAGCUUUGAUACUGUUCAGUGGCUUCACAAUGAACAAACUCACCAUAACAGGCCCGAAACACUAAUUAAAGAGCAACUUCUUCCACAUCUGAACAUGUUCAGAUAUAUAAGCAGGCAGUGCAUACCAGCAGCAAAUUGUUUAAUGGUAUAACUAGGGACAUAAAUGGCAUUUAAAUCUUGACUGCAAAGUACACUUGGCUUCCUUAGACACCUUUUAUAUAUCUAGUAUUCCUAAAAUAGUAGAGACCACAAUCACUUUAUUGCCUUCAUAAAUCACUCAAAUGAUCUAAAUAAAAUUCAGACAUAAUUAUAAUGUCUUCUCUGGUGGCAGUGAGAUCAGAGAUAGCAUGCACUCUGUAGUGAGUGCCAAGCAUACCAGAUCUUACAGUAAAGUCAAACAUACCCAAAGCCAAAAGAACUUCAAUAAAAGAAUUAGCCUAACAUUACAUACUUGUGAAUGUAUCUAUCUUGUUACCAUGAUAAUACUGAAAUACAUUGCAUUUUGUAUAGAUGUGUUAGGAGUUGACUAUGGAAAUUUGUCCGCACAACCUUAUAAGGUUUUUGUUCAUUUGACCUAGAGAGACAAUUCAAACAAAUUUUCCAUUAUUAUUUGAACCAACAAUAAUCACAUACUAAGUGUCUCCAGGUACAGCAAUUUAAAACCAAGAUUGCUGUAGUGAUGUUUUCCAAUUCCAUGCACGUGGACCUCAAAUUACGAGAACAAAAGGUACAUUUUUUUAUGGAGUUGAUGUAUAUUGUUUGAUAAGUUAGCUAAUGACCAAAGACAAAUUGCUGCAAUGGAAAAACCUUGCAACCAGAAGCUAGAAUCAGUUUUUGAAGUACUCCAAAUGACUUAAAAAUACAUAAUGGGUAUGAUCUGAAUUGCAAUGCCUGAAAGUGUGGGGAAGGCAAAUUCAAAUCCUGGCUUUCAAAAAUGAAUUGGAUAAGCACGAAAGGAAAAAUAAAAGUCCUGAUUAUGAAAUUAGUCCAGCUAAAUUGCUGUUGCAGAAAGCUGGUCUGGAGUUGAUGAGCUAAAUGUCAUCGUCCUCUGCUUUAACCAGUCCACAGCUCUCUCCUAUAAUUCAAAAUAGGUGGCAUAGUUACAAAACGCUUAAGCACUGUUUCGAGAUGGAAUCUGAACUUAUUUCUCAGGAAUGUUGAAUGUUAAAAACCCUAGGUUUUAAAGUCUUUGGUGUGCAUACACGAUUUUCUGUCACUUAUUUAUCUCUAUGAUUUCAAGGUGGCAAAUAAGUGAAUUAAUUUAUGUAGAAUGUGUGCACUUCAACCCAUUUGAAAUCAAAACUGAACUUUUAAACUUAAUCAAAUUGCAUUUACUAGAAGUAAAUUGCAGUUGUGUACUCCAAAUGUUUUAAUUUUGUAUUUGUCUGCAGAGCAAUCUUAAUAACAUAAAAGUACCAAAGAAAAAUAAUAUGGGGAAUAUAAACACCCAACAUUUGGGAACAUAUUAAUGAUUCCAUGUUUUCUGUGCCAAAUCCUUUCUUUAAUCAUUCUGCCAUUACUCGACGACUCAUGUAUUGAAAAUGGCUAAGGCCUGCUGCUUCCAAAACCCAUGAUUUUAAAGAAAUAAUAGAUCUUAUGAGUAGUUUUUUAUGAUUUUAAUGAGAAGGCAUAUUCUGAACAGAAUAUAAAUUGUUCAUGUUACAGAUACGAGGUGUUAGUUUCUAAAUUAUGUUGGCAGAUCACUGCAAAAAGUUUUUUUAAUAAAGAUCUGUACCAGCUAAACAUGGAGCUUUGCAGUUCUCCUUGGUUAGAAUUCAGAAACUACAGGAUGAAAUAUUCCAGAAUCAUUGAAAUGUUAAUAAAUAUUCUGAUGAGUCAGUGAAGUUCCUUUCUUCCCCACCACCCCCGCCCCCGCCCUCGUGUACUGCAGGAAGUGUACUUUGCAGUUUUUUUUGGAAUGUCGAUACAUAGAUGAGCUCUUGCACCUUGAACGGCUUGUCCUUUGCCACACCCUAAUCUAGGUUUAGAAUUGCUGCUUGCUCAUCUAGUUUUGUACAGGUCUACUUAUUCCCCUGGAGUAUGGAAUUUAUAUUGUAUAUCAUGCUAAAUGGUUAGGCAUGCCUCUAUCUUUGACCCCCAUCAAGCACUUUACUUGGUCCAGUUUAUUCAACUCUAGAUAAGACAAUCCAAAUGCCUUGAGGUUGAGACUAGAUUCAGAGUAGCAGGUGACAAGAAUAGAGGCUUAUUCAUAUAAUUUCCUGAUUAUUCAAUAUGUGAAGCUAUUGAUGGUAAUACUACAGUUAAACUUCACCCUUUUCUAGUAAGUGGUGUGUUGACUAUGGCCAAUAGGACUCGUGUGCCACACCUUCUGAUUGGCUAAAUUAGGAAACAUUCCUGCUUGUGAUCUUGAGUUUGGAUGGACUGUGACAGUCUUUUAAAUAUCCCAAAUUAGCCCAAUUAAUGUCUCCACCUUGUUUGUAAAUAGUACUAAUUAGAAAAUCGAUGCAUAACAUUAAAUUUUGUUAAGAAUAAUUUUUUGUAUCAUUCUAUGAACAGUAUUUCUGCACUUCCAUUCAGUUCUUUGUUUUUAAUUCCCUUUUAGAUGGAUCAAACUUAAACAUCUGAUUUGCAGACCUGGUCUAAACUCCCUUGUGUUUAUUUAAGUCACUUCUGUCAUACAGACUUUUUGAACAUCUACAGUUGUGAAAUAUGUUAAAAGUUGCUUAAGUUCACCCUAGGCCAUCUGAAAUCUCCAGCUUUGUAGCCAGACUUGUGGCCUACAUAAAUCACUUCACAUUCAUGUAGUUUGGUCCCAUGUGCUAGACCAUAUUUAAGAAGUCAACCACAAAAGUUUGGAUAGCCACUAAAUUAUGUACAGUGCUGCUGCACAUAGCUGACAGAAUACAAAAAAACCCCAUCUUUUCCUGAAUCUAUCUACCAGGUUUUGAAUGGUUCAUCACUUUCUGAAACAAUGUAAAAGUAAACCAAUGCACAGUGACAUUUUAACGAAGAACUUACUGUUCUGAUUAGGAAUGGUGCAGAAGUGAAAUUACAACUUAAUCUUGUGAACCUCUCAUGGCUCCAAACUUAAUGUCCAGGUCAGCAGUUGUAAAAAAACAUUCACUCACCACUGCAUACAGAUUACAAACUCAAGGCUGACAGCAUUAAAAAAUCUGUUUCUGAGAUUCAGAAAAGCUCCAUCUCCUCCUUUUGAACUGGGCUGCUUCAGCCAUAUCUAAACUAAGUGAUAUUAUGUUGUUGCUGAUUAUAGUUGAAGGAGCUGCAGUGGAUGUAGGCCUGGCUCCUUUUAGCACUGCCCAUUUUGCUUCUUGCACUUUAGAGCUUUGGCCAUUUUUAGAACUGCCUCUUAGUGUAAACCUUUUUCCAGAGUUGUGUUUUUUUGUGUGGAUCAAAAUAGUAUCAACUGUAUUUGAUUUGGAAAACUUUUUUCCUUAUUCAUACACUUUUAUUCAACAAUAGAGGUGAUGUUUGACAUAAAUAUCAUGCAACAACAUGCCAAUUUGACUAUCUAGCUUCAUCAGUUUUCUUUUUGAGCUAAGGAUCAUUAGCAUUCCUGCUAACCCUUCUUGCCUGCAGGAAAAUCUGUCCAUUGGUGAUUUUUUUCCCCCCGAGGAACGGAUUGGUUUCUCAGUAAACACCUUUUCCAGUUACAACCUUUCUCAUGAGGUUGGUAAAAUUUACUCAGUCAUGGCUUGCAAUUAACCAUUAACCUGCCUGGUGAGCAGCUUUCUUCACUUUUCAGAAAUAGACCCACCUGAUGGUAAAAAUUGCCGUUUAAGCUUGCAAUAAUCAUGAUUUCUUUCCUGCCAAAAUCUUGUUAAUCAUUUUGUAGCCAUAACCUGUUUAACCCAUUAGGUAGGCAGAACAAAGUUUGAGACGUGGCAAAGCACUGCUUAUGCAGGUAAAAAUAAUUAUCUGCUUUUGGUCAUCAGAGUAAUACAUCGCAAUUUGUUAUGCAAACUUAAUUUAGAGAAUAUAGCGGGAUUAGUAUAUGCAAUUUUUAUAAAAGCAAGUGUGGACUAUUUGUGAAAUUUUGUGCAUUUUAUUUAGGAAUGCAAGGCUUGUAUCUCCAAACUAAGGGAAUUUGCCUCAUGAUUAGUGUAUUUAUUUACUGAAGCUAGAGAAUGAUGUGGUACUGUGCACUGAUGCAUGUUUCUCCAGGUUUGGUUUGCGUGCUGUCCUAUGCAAAAGACUUGAGCCAAAAGAGAUAAAUGUGCUACCUUAAAUAUUUGCCACAUUCCUCAAUCAGUUGCAUUGGGAGUGUAAAAAUUGUUUCCAUGGAUGUGGUGUUGAAACAAAACUUUCCAGUUCUUUAAUAAAAUGCUAGAGAAAAGGGAGGAAAUGAGAUAUUUGCACAGUGUGAAUGUGUGAACAAAAUGUGUAUAGGACCUUUCAAAAAAGACAGUAUAGAAUGCUAUUUUGUUUGACUGUUGACUUUGCUGACAUGCCUGUCAUUAGAUACCUGAAGACAAGGUUACCAGAACAGUACGCAUGAUUUCAGUUUAAGCCAAUUGCCACAAAAUCUUGUGAUUAAAAAGGAUUAAAAGCAGCCAGACAUUGAAAUUCUGUAGUCAAUCUUUCUCCUACAGAAAUAAUUUUAAUAACAUUUAAAAAGGUAUUCUGGGUCAUCAAAAUAUUUUUCAGUGUCUGUGGCCUGCAACCUGCAACACACGCAUGCAUGAAAUAUGCAAUUAUAGCUAAAACACUUGUGACAAACAAAUCAUUUAUUGUGUAGUGUUUACAGCAAGUAUGUCUGUCUGCUGUACUCAUUGCACAAGUGAAUACUUCGAGUUAAAGUUUAAACUAUCCUUUCAACAAUCAGACAAUGCUUACAUGGUAUUCAAACUGAUAUUACCAGCUUAUAAGGUUCUAACCCCUAAUAUUUGAUACUUUUUUGUGCAACAUCUGUAUGACCCUGGGUGUCUGCUGCAUUUACGAGUUGCAUGAUCCUUCCUGAAAUCAGCUCAUUUGAUACAAAGGUUGUAGAAUGAGUUUAUUUGUAAAGUGGAAAAAUAACUGGUAGUUUACGGAACCAGUUGAAUUCUUGUAUUACUGCAUUCUGUUUUCAAGAUGAUUGUAAACUUCUAUGUACUAAUAAGAAAUGUAAAUCCUCGAUAUAAUGUAUUUUAAUCGGGAGGCAACCUGUCUUAGAGGCUUGGAUUAAAUUCUAACAAAAAGACAGUAUGGCAUGUUUUGCAGAUUAUGUAUCUGGAUUUAUCCUGUAACACCAAAGAAUAAAAGUGCACAUUAAGCGUUUCUAGCUUUUGCAUCAGAAGCCACAUGGACAGACUGGUGCCGUGGCAGCUUCUAUAGAAGCCACAGCUCGCUCAGUUUGUUUGAAAUCUGAUUGUAUCUCAGAGGUCCAGAAAGUUUGAUUGCACAAAUAAUUGCUUCUCAUUCCAAAAUUACCAGUGCAGCAGCAGCUUAUAAUCUGGCCUCACACUUUGAAAUACUUAAUUUGCUUCAGUCCUGUGCAUCACUACUUGACCCAACUAUUUCUGCUGCUGUGUUAGAGUUUGAUCAGUCAUCUUUGUUCUCAGGAAACUACUGGAAAUGUAGGCAAGCUGUUUGUAUUAUUCUUCCCUGUUCCAAGAUGAUGCAUUGGAUUUAUGUGGUUAAACAGACAGACACUUUAUAAAAGCAAGUUAUUGAAUGCAUUGCCUGGCAACGUCACUGCAUAUCUGGUACCUUUGUGAAAUGUGUUAUCAAAUAGAAUGCUCAAGUGUAAAUAAGUCCAUUCAUUAUCACUGGAUAUUCAAUAAAUUGGCUUUUCCUAAAAUAGCUCCGCUAUAUAUUACAAUAAUUGUAUGGAAGUUUCUAUUUUAAAAGUUUAUAAAAUGUAAUACUGUUCUGUGGCUGCAUCAUAAGUUGAUGGAUAUCAAGCCAUUUAUGUAUGCCGUGUCAUUAUAAAAUACUGCUGAAUGCCGAUUGUGACAAUUCUUUUUCUAAUACUUUGAAUAACUACUGUGAAUAUUUGUAAAUUAUCUGUGCAAGUGUUUAAGCUGCAAUUUAUGUAAACUUUGGCACGCAACACAGUUAAGUUUUCAGCAUUCAUCCUGGGUGUUUCAUUGGGAUUGAGUGCUAAAAGUUACUGCACUGAACAACUAAGUACUAUAUAGAUGCAUGUUUCUUGCACUUUUGUGUCAAGUUGAGGCCAAAACCUAUUGCAGAUCUUCCCUGCAUUUAAGGGAUGUGGAGAACGUUUGGAGGGGCAGAGUACAAAAUACCAUAUGUAUAAACAAAGGAGUGAAGGCUGAACAAUAUCACUGAAAUGUCAACAAUAUCACUCGUGUUGUAAACUGUGAAAUUGCAGUUGUUUUCCAAGUAGUUUUAUUGCGAGUUCUAGUUUUGUUGGCAACUAAUUGUCUUCCAUGAAAACUGUAAUAGUUCCUGAUCGGACUUGAGCAACCCUUCCAAGCUAAUGCCUGUCUUAUUUUAAAAAAAAAAUUGCUGCAGAGUAAGAUUUUCCAGAUUAAAAAUUCUAAACUAAGGAAGACCAGUCCAAAUUUGUCUUACUGCUUUUGCAAUUAGGGCUAUUUCAUUAAUACUAAUUAUUGGGACAGGAUGUCCUCUUUAAUUAGUUCUGCAUCAUACAAUCACUGCCUUUUAUAAUAGUUACAUAGUCACUCGUGUCACUGCACCAGUUGUUGGCCACUUUUCAGUAAUGCAUAAUCGAUGCUGAAACUGGACUUCGGAGGUAAUGGUGCAGUACCCUUACUUUUCAGCAGGCUUACAAUUUGGGUUCGACUUGAUGUAUUACGAUUUCUUAACCUUGGGCAAGGAGGUUUAAGACACUUCGUAAGUAGAGGAGCACUUGAUUGUUUUUGAGUACAAAAAUGCUCACGCUUUUGCUAUGUGCAAUUAUUUUGUUGCUGAGUGUGUACUGUACCAGGAAAUGUAGACCUAGUGACAUUGUCAAUCCAAAAACAGCACUAUCUUAGAACCUACUGGAAAGAUGCAUUCUAAAGGAAGAAAUUAAGUUACCUUAAUGACGAGUGAUUCUGAUCACCUUUCUGAACUGGGUUUAAUUUUAUCUCCAACAACUUGUCACUUAACACAACUUAUUAAUGUGCAUAAAUUUCUGCUGGUUUAGCUUAGUCAUUCCUCUUUUUAAAAUCAACUGCUCAAAAUGUUUUAGAAAGUUUACAAGUGUUGCAACAAAUGAGGAAAUGAAACUCAUCCAUUUUAAAUACAACUUUUAUUCUGUGGUGAAAGUGUUAAAAUGUAGAUAAAAGAAAAUGCAAUACUGCUAGACCAUUUUUACAAUCCAAUAUGCAGACAGUAAAAAAGUUCCUGUCCAAUUCCAGUAUACUGGAAAGCAGCUUUGAUGUGCUGGGGGCUAAACAGUAUUGCAUCUUCUUAUAUUAUGCAAGGAUUUAGGUGUGUGAAAUACUUCUGUCAUCGUGGUCAUUCUGCUUUGUGUACAAGACUGUCUUGAAAGGCAUGCUACGAUGUCUUGUAGCAUUUAUCUCCUUUUGGUAAAAUACUGCCUUACGCUUUAAUGACAAUAAACAAAACUACUUGAACAAA